AUGAAUCUAGCAAAUUAUUCCUACUUCUCUGGCAUGUGCAACAUGACCGCAGAGCAAUCACCUGCCGAGGCAAGUCCUGUUGUCAUGUCUCCAAAUGUGAGCCUGGACUCGCCACUGCCUCCGCCGCCUUUGAUGCUGCAGGCCCGGUCAAAGGAAAGCAUUUUGAUCAAGUCCGAGCCCCGAGGAAACAGUCCCAACACGGAGGACGGAGGCGCUCUGGGUCAGACUGAAGAGCACCUGCCCUCGGGGAGCCGCAGGAGGAAGAGGCCCGUCCAGAGGGGGAAGCCUCCCUACAGCUACAUCGCUCUCAUCGCAAUGGCCAUUGCCAACUCCCCGGAGAGGAAACUCACCUUAGGGGGCAUUUAUAAGUUCAUAAUGGAGCGCUUUCCUUUCUACAGGGAGAACUCGAAGAAGUGGCAGAACUCAAUCCGCCACAACCUCACGCUCAAUGACUGCUUUGUGAAGAUCCCCCGGGAGCCCGGCAGACCAGGUAAAGGCAAUUACUGGACGUUAGACCCCGCAGCUGAGGACAUGUUUGACAACGGAAGUUUUUUGAGGAGAAGGAAAAGAUUCAAGCGCACAGACGUUAGCACAUACCCCGGUUACAUGCAGAGCUCCAGCGCUUUUACGCCAACGCCAAUGGGAAGGCCUUCGUAUCCAAACGCCCUGUAUGCCGGCAUAGGGUCAGGUUACGGCUCUCAGCUGACGGCCACAUCCCCACACCCAGCCAUGCUGCAUCAUUACCAGACCUCUGCUGGAGUCAGCCAAGGACAGCCGCGCAUGUUCAGCAUCGACAACAUCAUCAGUCAGCAGACGGUUGUGCAGAGCGGCCCAGUUGGGGACCUCAACUCCCAAGCGCUGGGGCUGGGUGGAGGCGAUCUGAGCACGAUGACCUCCAGCUGCUCGGUAACCGGCGCCGACCCGUCUGCUUGCUUCCAGACUCAGACUGUCAACCCGUCAGCGAACAUGCUGAGCAGAAACAGCGGGAACCUUUCAUCCAACCUGACCACCGGGUACCCAUAUUCCUCUCCGGCUUCUCCUCCAAAUCUACCCACCAUGACCCAGUCCGGAUUCUCCCCGGGCAGCUCCCAAGUGUACUGUACGAGCAACCGGCUCUCCCUACCGGCAUUGCGCCCGAGCUCCUGCGCCGAGCACUCGGAGCAGCUACUGGGCCUCUCCAGCCCCAUGAACUACAACAACACUUACAUGAGACAAGCCAACUUUGCGUCAGGAUUAGAGCGGUAUAUGUAA
This is a messenger RNA of Pundamilia nyererei, 1251 nucleotides long. RefSeq names its product forkhead box E3 (gene foxe3). NCBI's taxonomy places the organism in Eukaryota, Metazoa, Chordata, Actinopteri, Cichliformes, Cichlidae. The coding region runs from base 1 to 1251 and encodes 416 amino acids. Gene Ontology annotation, biological process: anatomical structure morphogenesis; cell differentiation; regulation of transcription by RNA polymerase II. The record is from RefSeq and is a predicted model, not a curated record. The transcript has a single exon. Gene Ontology annotation, molecular function: RNA polymerase II cis-regulatory region sequence-specific DNA binding; DNA-binding transcription factor activity, RNA polymerase II-specific.